Molecule: messenger RNA, 1688 nt
Organism: Hyla sarda
Lineage: Eukaryota; Metazoa; Chordata; Amphibia; Anura; Hylidae
Gene: CTNNBIP1
Product: catenin beta interacting protein 1
Exons: 4
Coding region: 71-316 (81 amino acids)
Biological process (GO): negative regulation of Wnt signaling pathway
Cellular component (GO): cytosol; beta-catenin destruction complex; nucleus
Molecular function (GO): beta-catenin binding
Source: RefSeq, a predicted model, not a curated record
GGUCCCCUCCAUUCCAUCCUACUGGCUGCACCUAGAAGAUCCUACAGCAAGAGGUAGCAGGGCAGGGGGUAUGAACCGUGAGGGGGCCCCCGGGAAGAGUCCGGAAGAGAUGUAUGUUCAGCAGAAGGUGCGGGUCUUACUCAUGCUGCGGAAGAUGGGCUCUAAUUUGACGCCCAGUGAAGAGGCAUUCCUGCGGACAUACGCCGGAGUGGUCAAUAGCCAGCUUAGUCAGCUGCCUCAACAUUCGAUUGAUCAAGGCGCUGAAGAUGUGGUGAUGGCGUUCUCCAGGUCAGAGGCAGAAGAUCGGCGGCAGUAACCGCAGCGCGGCCCUUACCAAAUCCCAGAGCACAGAUGGGAGAAGCGGAGGUGCCCGGAGAUCCCUCGGAUUCCUCCUCUUCCUCCUCCCUCUCUCCUCUUGUUUUUAGAGUCUCCCCAAAUUUCUAAUGUGAUUUUUAAUUUCAUCCUUCCACUCUCGAGACUCUCCCCAAUGGCUGCUGACUUCUGUAUUUCCACAAACCGACCAAGACAACCCGGCGGCCUGUCUACCGGAGAGCGGACUCCUUUUUUGCCAGCAGAAGCGUGUUUUAUUUUGCCCGUAACUUUUUUUAUGUUGAGUUUUGUCAUCACUCCUGUUUCCGAGAUGAGACAAAUUCAAGCCGCACUCCCCCCCCGACUGAUAUCCAGCAGUAGCGAGACCGGAAGCGCGGUUUUUGAUGGCAGCCGGUGAGGUCUGUGCUCUCCAUCGGAUAUGCUUUUUACAGACUUUUAGGUUCAUAUUGUAAUUUUUUUUAAUUUUUAUUUUAUUGAUGAUGUCAGCGCUUUGGCUGUUACACUGUGUUUUUCUUUUUUUUUUCUUUUUUGACUUGAAAGAAGUAAGCUUUUGCAGUAUUUAUUACCAGUGUGGGGGAGGGGAGGGCGUGAUUUCGGGGCUUCUGUCUUGAUUUAUUUUUACUUUUAGAAGCACAAAAAAAAUUGCAGAACGAGUUCAUAGUUUUUAAAACCUUUUUUAUUUGAUCGGAAGCCAGAGAUGUGCGGUCUGAAAAGAGGGGCGUUGGCUGCUUCAUUUUAUUGUUUUUGUUCUUUUUUUGUUUGUAUAUUGUAGUUUGUAUAUGAAUAUACAUCAUCUUGUGCCAUACAGGUCGUGUUGCCCAGAGCAAUCUGUCACCGGGAGCCUGCAGUAAUCUCAAAUGGAGUAAGCUGUCUGGCAAAAUGUGCCUCCUCCAUUCCUUACGGGGCUUAUCACAAGCCAUUCUAGAGUUAUGGGGUCUUCUUAUACCCGUCUAAUUCCUGAAACCGGGCAUGCAUAAUUAUGAUGCACUGGAGGCAUGGGGGGCUUAUCUGGGCCAGGGGGAGUGAAUAACUUCCCUGCAUUACACGCUCUUAUGGCAGGAUCUCGCGAGACUGUGUCUGUUAAAGGGGUACUCCGGUGGAAAAAGUUUUUUUUAAUCAACUGGUGCCAGAAAGUUACAGAUUUGUAAAUUACUUCUAUAAAAAAAAAUGUUCAUCCUUCCAGUACUUAUUAGCUGCUGAAUACUACAGAGGAAAUCAUUUUCUUUUUGGAACACAGAGCUCUCUGCUGACACCAUGACCACAGUGCUCUUUGCUGCCAUCUCUGUCCAUUUUAGGAACUGUCCAGAGUAGGAGAAAAUCCCCAUAGCAAACAUAUGCUGCUCUGGACAGUUCCUAAA